CCUUCCCGUUCCUUCUCUUUCGCGUGAGCCCACAACAUCGCCUUUACUACCCUCGCCUCCCUUCAUGCUUCCUCCUGCUGCCUUCUUCCGCUUCUUCCUCUCUUCUUCGUCUGUCUAUCUACUCGGCUGCUUGGGCUGGCUGGCUGGCUGUCUAAUAGAUUUCCAUUCCUUACCUCUCCUCACCUUUUUUCUCCACCAUUCACCUGCUGUCUCCUCUGUUCCACAUCCCUUCUGCUGCACAGCCCAACUCCGUUUCUUCUUUGCCCUACUAGCACUGUUAGUUCAAUCUGGGCGGGCUUUACAAUUCCUCUCUCCCUCCUCCCAGUGUUUUGUUGUGAGGUCAGUGGGAAGGAUUACGACUGUGUGUGUCGGUGGUGGGGAAGCACGGGAGAGAAUUCUCAAGGGGUUUUGGUUGUAGUGGAGGUCAGCGUGCCGGAGAUUUCCACUGUGGUUCAUUGCUCCAGUGGGACAGAACGAUAUGUCGUGACUUACGGGGGGAUUUUGGAAGAGGUGGAAGAGCGGGAAAUUGUCGGGACCGGUCACGUCUUGUGGGAGGUGGAGGAUUCGGUUUGUCUUCCUUUAAUGUUGUCGCUGUAGGGGAAAUUUGAAGGGUCGAGACCUUGGCGUCCUUCUGUGUCUGGCAUACUUCUUCUGCCUCCCGGCGGUAGGGUUUCUGCGAUUUUAGGGGUUGCUUUGGAAAUCCUUUGGGUGUGAGUGACGCUUUUGGGGGUUUUUCGACCAAGUCAGCACUCGGCUCCACAGUUCGUUGCUCCGACCCUCAUCUUCAUCUUUGUGCGGAGUGGUCUGGGCUCUUUUCAGCACUCUUCUUCACUUCGGACUCAUUGUUUUAUGAUUCAUCCCUCUUGUGGAAGCGAUUUUAUCCCUUCUCUUCCAUCUGAAGCGCGCGGCCGCGGUGAUUAGAGAAGAUACUCGCAUGUCACCCAAGAGCAUGGCCUGUGGAUGCAGCUUGUUGGAACGUUUUGCCGGAAUCAUUGCCGUGGCACGCAUUGGCGUAAGAGUAUAGGUUAUGAGCACAAGAUUGCAUAAGGACAGAGCAAAAUGGUAGGUUGUUCUUUCAGGUCGAGAGAAGUAAGCUGCGUGAUAGGGUUUGCUCACGUGCGGAUUGGACACAGGGCACAGAGUCAUGAUGGAAAGGCACGCAAAUACUUGUGUAGGGCAGAUUAGGGGCUUCCUUGUGACAAAUGUACUUUAGUGGUGGUAAAGCGACGGAAUAAUAGAACUCUCUUGCCUAUCAAGUAGCGGCAACAGUCAAGACCUAGGGCCAAGGCGGGGCGUUUCAUCGGCUCGGAGAUCGUUGAAUACGUCAACUGGAGAUUACACUCACAGGUUGCGCGAGGACCGUGGUUUUAUACGGAGGAGUUCGAAGGGUUCUAGGGCUUUAUUACUUGUUCGACAGUGACACUUUACUUUAGAGUCGAAGCUCUGGUACGUGCAACUUACAUUUGGCGAUUUUGAGCGAGGCGGAGUUUACUGUUUACUCUAAACUUGUGGUUCCGUUCUCAUUUGACCUAGUAUCGGUAUCGGUUGGGAGCCCUUUGGAGACCCUAUUUGUUAUUACGGGGAACAACGAGAGGACAACUACGAGCAUUUCUGGGUCCAAGCGUUUUACAGUUAAUUGGUAGAUUGCCACGAAAGGAAGCCAAAACUGGCUAGCGAUCUCAUUGGAAGACCAGGCCUCUGAAUUUUUGCUUGUCGAGUUGGCACUUCGUUGUUAGAGGGUUUGUAUAGUGACGGAGAGUUGGACACCCCAAAAAACGCUUUUUGGAAUCUUACAGUCGCUGCAGGGUAUGUGAGCGAGAAUUGGGAGCAGAGCUUUAUUUCUUGUGGAGAAGCACAUCUGGACCAGAUUUUCUGCUCCUUACAUGUUCGAGAAUUUGCAACGGAUGUGAAUAUACAUUUACGGACUUGCAGUGGAACUACAAGAUUACAUGUGGAGGGAAGAAAUUUUUAGAUUCUGAAAAUGGCUUCCUAAUUCUUGAUGUAGCACGCCUCCUUCUAAUACGUCAUCGGGAGAACAUUGGAAAGACUAUACCUGACUCAUAGGAACUCGCUGCGUGACUAUCAGCUGCACUGUGGCUAGUUAUCUUAGUAAAUGCUCUAGGUGGUUUACUGGGAGUGCUGAGGAAAAGAUUUUUGGGCCUAAAGUUGCAAGAAGAGAUUGGGCCCAAAGAGAAGGUUACUGUCGGUCUUCUGCCCACAGACCUAUCAUGGUCUGUGGCAGGGAUGGAGAGAAGUGAGCCAUCCUUGGUCCCGGAAUGGCUUAAGGGGGCUGGUGGCGGUGGUGGGGCCACCCAUCACUCUCAACCUCCAAUCCACCAAGAUGAAGGUGUUGGUUUAUUCCCUUCGAGGCAGCGCUCUCAAGCACACGGAGCGACUGCUGGUGUAAAUCACGGAGACUACGAUUCCCCACGUUAUUCAGCCGCAUCAGACCGGACAUAUUAUUCGAGUUCUCGGAGGGGAGGGAGCAACAGCACAGGUGCUAGUGAGCGACCAUUAUUCGACCGAGAUCCUUACUCCCGCGCCUAUUCCAGCUUUGGUCGCAGCUCUGGUUAUCGGGGUGUCUAUGAUGGCCUAGACAGAGACAGGGACGGUUCCAGGGAUCGUGAGCGUGACUGGGAUUGGGAGCGUGAGAGGGAUCGUGAUUUUCGUGACAGAGAGAGGGAUAGGGCAUUGGGCUUUGGGGGUGGCGAUGACAGGGAUAGGGAUCGCGAUAGACCAGAUGGUUCCAACUUUAGAAGAGCUACAGGCCCCUCUGGUAGAUACGACCAAGACGUGCCACUGCGGCGAACACAAUCUAUGGGCUCCGGUAGGGCGUUGGAGAACGGAGAAAAAAAGGCUCCGGUCGACAUUGGCACUCUUCCUACUGCUCCACCGACUAAUAGUGGAACUCUUAAUAGUAGCAUGCAGAAGGCCGCUUUUGAACGGAACUUCCCUUCUCUCGGGGCACAGGAGAAACAAGGAGCUGUGCAAUCUAGUCUUGGAUAUGUGUCUGUAUUGAGUCCUCGACCCUCAUGGCAGAGUUCAUCUCCUAGGACGGAGAGACCUUCGUCAUCUACCCCUGGACUGUCAACAGGUGUAGGAGGACCUGGAGCAGUUCCAUCAUCGGUUAAUGUCAAUGUAGGAGGUAGUGGCAUUAGCGGAGAAGUUUGGAGCUCUGCCCUAGCUGAGGUUCCAGCUAGUCUAACUGCCUCUUCCACUAUCAACGGAGUGGCAGCUGGAGGUGCGUCUGUACCCACGAUGAGUGGUGUUGGAUCGACCUUGACCACAGGUGGUGCCCCUGUUCUGAUUGUCCCGAAGAUGGCUGAAGCACUUUCACAAAAUCCUCCCCGCGUACGCACCCCUCCGCAGUAUUCAACGGAGUCACAAAGGCUGGAGGCUGACGUGAAGCAAUCGAGACAACUGAUACCAAUGAAACCUUCUCUUCCCAAGAAUAUGGGACCACGAGAGAAGAUCAAACCCAAGGUUGUACGCGCAGUAGAUGUAAUAGCACCUCAACCGAUCAAGCUAAGUCAGCCACUUAGUACGUCCCAACUUGUAAGCUCUCCUUAUCGACCCCCAGCACCUCCUCGGCCGGAGCCCUUAAAGGCUCCUCAAGGAAAACUGCUGGUUCGGAAGACCAGUAAAGAGGCAGUAGCUGCUGCUUUGCCACCAACCAGCUCCUUGAAGAUAGAGUCACUUGUGACUUCUUCGUCUCUAGUUAGUCCUGUGAGUGGCUCAGUGGCCGGGAUCAGUGGGGUGGCCACGGGCAGUAGUAUUCCCGUAAUCCUGGCUCCUGUUCCUGUUCGUAAGCAAAAGCAGCUACUGGAUCGUCGAGCUGUCCCAAUACCACCAAUUUCUGUAACAGCUGGUUCUGAUGGCGGAUCUGGACCUCGAUCCAAAGAAGGGGGCUCAGCAUCCGAAGACAAGAGGCCAGCCAUUCCUGCUCAAAAUCGCAGUGAUUUCUUUAACGCGUUGCGAAAGAAGGCUGCUGGUGUGGGUACCGUUGGAGGCAUUGCGGAGAAAAAUGAGACAGGAUCACAGUUAAAGAAUGAAGGUGUGAAUGGCAAGGGAAUUGAACUUGAAGAUGAAGUGGGUCACUAUUCAGGUGAAGGGAUCGAGAAUCCUGUAUACAAGAUGAAGGAGAAUGGAAUGGCAGUUAGUGCUACAUCCAAGAGUACUAGUUCUGACCUUGAUACGUAUGGCCUUCCCGAAGAGAAGGAGCGAAUCCCAUCCAAUGGAACUAUCGGAGGAGGGAUUGAAGGUAAUUCUGAGCAGUCAACUGCUCCAAGUAGCCCAGUGGUUCCUGCAAAGCGUGCCACUGCUACCGAGGAGGAAGAGGCUGCAUUUUUGCGAUCCCUUGGUUGGGAAGAAAGUGCAGAGGAAAGCGGAGAGGGUUUGACGGAAGAGGAAAUAAAUUCUUUCUACCAGGAGCGCCUCCGUUCCAUGUCAAUAUCACCUUCUUUGCCUAUGGCCCGUAAUCACCGCCUUAGGGACUUCCAAGUCGAAAUGCACGUGGGGAGUAUUGGCAGUAUCUCAUCAGGCAUCAGCACUUCCGACAGUGAAUCAGAUGAUGACCUGCAUGUUCGCCGUCGGUAAUAGAUCGCGAUUCACGCAUGACAAAGUGUAAAUGGAGCUACUUCCAAGCUACAGCCGUGUCUGGCAUGUUGCAUCAGCGAAGAGAGUACUUUAGAUAGAUUGGGGACUUCAGGCUUCAAUUUUAGGGUUGAUUCAAAGACCGCCUGCUUUAGUCACUGCACUCGAAAAAGGUGGGUAGUCAUGUCACAAAUGUAUGAAAGUCUCUGGUGAAAAGUAGUAGAAAUGCACUCAUGCAUGCACCAGGUCUUCUGAAUUUUAUACCCUGGUCAGUUUCACACCAAUUUACAGGUGUUGCUGUUGAGGGCAUGACAGCAAAGCAACCACCAAGAUUGUUUAUUCCGUGGUCAAAAUAGAUGACCACUCCAUGCUGUGUAUUCUCAAAAGAUUUCUGGCACAGAAGGCGAAUUCUGGAAGAGGAUCCAGUACCACCUUCUGUGUGCGGUGCUCUUGGUAUGUGGGUAGCACUCAGUGCCCAUUGAGCAGGCAUAUGUGAGUACCUGGGUUUUGGUAAAGAGAAAGCUUAAUCAGAUAAUUCACCUUCAUAACCGUGUUGUGGACUUCUCUUGUUGAUGAGAUUCAUUGAGCAGAUUGCCGUAGACCAAUGAUAUAAGUGAAGGUAGAUGGGGAUACCUUAUGCCAGUCGUUUCUUGAUUUGUUUUGCAAGCGCCCAAUAUACUUCGAGACGUUCGACCAAAUGACCUGAAAAAAAAUUGGCCCAAACUUACG
Molecule: messenger RNA, 5322 nt
Organism: Marchantia polymorpha subsp. ruderalis
Lineage: Eukaryota; Viridiplantae; Streptophyta; Marchantiopsida; Marchantiales; Marchantiaceae
Source: the annotation of a GenBank genome assembly